Messenger RNA from Rhodamnia argentea, 576 nucleotides. Its product is annotated as cytochrome c oxidase subunit 6a, mitochondrial. Gene Ontology annotation, cellular component: mitochondrial inner membrane. Gene Ontology annotation, biological process: mitochondrial electron transport, cytochrome c to oxygen. The coding region runs from base 53 to 349 and encodes 98 amino acids. Lineage: Eukaryota; Viridiplantae; Streptophyta; Magnoliopsida; Myrtales; Myrtaceae. The record is from RefSeq and is a predicted model, not a curated record. Gene Ontology annotation, molecular function: enzyme regulator activity. The transcript is spliced from 4 exons.
CAAACGGUGGGGCGUCUCAAAGUGGUUUUCCAAGGAAAGGGUUGAGAAAGAAAUGGCGAUGGCUACGGUGCGAUCUGCUCUUCUCCGAAGCUCUCUUCGUGGUGGCUCACGUCCCUCCUCUGUCCCCAAGCGCAACUUCGCUUCCUCUGCUCAUGACGAUGAGCGUGAGAUGGCGAAGUGGGAGAAGGUGACAUAUGCAGGUAUUGUGACAUGCUCGAUUUUGGCUAUUUAUAACCUGUCCAAGGGACAUCCUCAUCACGAAGAGCCUCCCCCGUACCCAUACUUGCACAUCCGCAAUAAAGAGUUUCCAUGGGGUCCUGAUGGACUUUUUGAAGUCAAGCACCACUGAGAUCACGAGUAGCAGCAACAUGGAUCUGUUUGGAAGUCACCCUUGCUUAGCUAAUUCCUUUGCUCACACAUCUUGAGUUUUGAUGCACAUUGCCAUGAGUCGUGCGGUGUGUGGAUCAUGUAAUUGGGAAUUUCCUUUGCCUUUCAGGAUCUUGUUUCUGCAUUCAUCGCACUUCCCCAGGUUGUUCAAUAAAGUUUGAUGGAUGUGGCGGAUUAUAUUCGUUUGAA